This is a messenger RNA of Nematocida major, 243 nucleotides long. RefSeq lists its product as uncharacterized. Lineage: Eukaryota; Fungi; Microsporidia. The record is from RefSeq and is a predicted model, not a curated record. The transcript has a single exon. Bases 1 to 243 code for a protein of 80 amino acids.
AUGGAAGAGUGCAAAGAACUAUUUCAAAAUGUAACACAAAUGCCGUUCUCGCAGGCGCUGGAGAUACUGAAAGAAAAGCUGUUGGCCAAACAGAAGAGAAUAGCGGAGGCCACCCGUGACAUAACAGAGAAGGAAGCGCUGGAAAUGAUGGGGCUCCUGGAGAAGAAGGCCAUUUGCUACAACAACUGCAAAAAGCUGUAUUCAAGGGGGAACCUAUCGCAUGACAAGCUGCAAAACAAAUAA